AUGGGUCGCGCGAAAGCUCCUAAAGAGAUACAAUUAUACCCGAUUGUCCCGAUACAUCCAGCACGCGACAAGAAGCUACAGCUGUCGCAAGCAACGAAAUUGAAAUCGAUAGUGUCAAGAAAAGUCGCGUCCCUGGAAGUUGAUGUUAAGAAACAUCGCGAAAUUGUCACUGAUUUCCGCGAUGACGCUAAACAACAUAUCCUCAGAUUGCUGGGCGACCACAGAAGAUUUUAUUUGGCGUUUAAUCACCUGAAACCAUCCGAAAUUUAUGCAGCGAUAUAUCAAGAUUGCGAUUUGAAACGUCGAUUCCUGGACAAGCUCUACUACGAGAAAAAGAGAAAAUUGAAGCGAGGUAUCGAGUUACAGGUAGAGCCUGAUUUUUACCAAAGUGCUUACAUAUAUAAAUUUGCUCGUUCGCCGAAUGACAAGCUGGAAUAUAACGUUCUGUCAACUGAACUCGAGAGGCAAAGCGAAUAUCUACCGAACUGCGAGCAGCAACGAUUGAUAGCACAAUUACAGCGAUCCAUCGCGAAGCAUAACGCGGCAAAAGACAUAUAUUCUACGUAUUGGUCGAUGCUAAAUAUCCUGAGAAAAGAUGCGAUAUUUUUCAAUACCCUGUUGAACACCUUAAAAGAGGACCAAUCUUCCCAAUGCAAAGCGAUGUUGAAGGUGACAGUGAUGGGUCAGCUGGCGGCGGAAAAUCUGGACGACAUCAGGCAGAAAUACAAACGAAUGUCUCGAGUCGUUUUGCGUAAUAUGAAAAUCAGAGAACAAAUGUUGAGUACUGUACAAUAUCAGGUGAAAGAUUUGUGGGCUUACGCGCAGUCAUUAGUGCGCAUUGAGAGUGUUCACGUUUUUGCGAAAAAAGACAUCGAUGUGUUCGCCAAUAAUAAAAUAUUAGAAGGUCAGUUAGCACAUUUGGAAAGUAUCUGUACUGAAGUGAAAGAAGUCCUACUCGUGCGUUCAUAUCAUGACUUGCUAUCAAGGCUUGAAAAUCAAUCCGAGCAAAGAACAGCUUUGCUAGCGCGAUUAGACACCAAUCUGAAAAACCGUGAUGUUUUAUUGAGCAAAAAAAAUCAGGCUGUACAAGUUCUCGAGAGUCUUAAGCAUUCCACAAAAACUGCAGAACAGUAUAAGAUAAACGGUAUACAAGACAUGUUGGAACAAAUCGAACUCGAGAAGAAACGCGAGAAGGAUCUUAAGGAUCAGAUAAAAGCUCAUGGCGAGUUGCUCACGAAUAUCAGAGCGGCUUUACAGAGUAUGAACACAAUGUUGCUUUGCGUCAGACAUAGCGGCAAAGGAGCGGUGAAGAAGCCAGUCAAAAACGGGAAUAAGAAAGAACCGAUAGUCAAUGACAGAGAAGAUGUGGAAGAACGCGACAUGCUAGCAGAAAUUGAAGGAAUGGACACCGAUGUUUUGGUGCUGCUGUCGAAGGUCAGCAAAAAAGCGAACAUUCUCUUCAAUAUUAGUAACUUCGAUCUCAAGCAGGAGGACGAAGCCAGAGAUCUUUAUCACACCUACGUAUCGAAUUAUAAUUCCGGUUUGAUAUUCGGGACCGGUGAAGAGGAACAAAUUGGGCUAUUGGUGGAACACGAGAAGAUCGACGUCACUGUUCCAACGCGGGCAGACAUCAAGUACCGCAGCAGACAAGCUUUCGAGGCACAUCUGAAACCGGAAUAACUUAUCGCGUCAGGUUUUGUCGCAAUAAAAUGUAACGUUUGAAAACAA
Messenger RNA from Temnothorax curvispinosus, 1728 nucleotides. RefSeq lists its product as uncharacterized. The transcript is spliced from 11 exons. The record is from RefSeq and is a predicted model, not a curated record. NCBI's taxonomy places the organism in Eukaryota, Metazoa, Arthropoda, Insecta, Hymenoptera, Formicidae. The coding region runs from base 1 to 1680 and encodes 559 amino acids. Gene Ontology annotation, biological process: cilium movement; outer dynein arm assembly. Gene Ontology annotation, cellular component: cilium.